This is a messenger RNA of Bursaphelenchus okinawaensis, 2575 nucleotides long. Lineage: Eukaryota; Metazoa; Nematoda; Chromadorea; Rhabditida; Aphelenchoididae. The record is from the annotation of a GenBank genome assembly.
AUGGCUAAUCAACCAUACAACUAUGCAUACAUCUUCAAGUACAUUAUAAUUGGUGACAUGGGAGUAGGGAAGUCGUGUUUGUUACAUCAGUUCACGGAAAAGAAGUGUAAGUUUGUUUUUAUUUUUAGCUGAUUGUAAAUUUAGUUAUGGCUGAUUGUCCACAUACGAUUGGAGUUGAAUUUGGUACGAAAAUAAUCGAAGUUAAUGGUCAGAAGAUUAAACUUCAGAUCUGGGAUACUGCUGGACAGGAAAGGUAAUAUUGGUGUUGGUAUGGGGAAGUAGAUGAUAAUAUAGUAUAGUAGAGAAGUGUGGGUAAAAGUAGUGUUUUAUCUGCGAGAUAUGUAAAGGAAAAGCUAAUUUUCGAUGAAUAAAACAAUAAUUUAGAUAUUAUAGUAGCUUUUAGCUAAAAUGUAUUGAAUUGUUCAUUUUAAAAAGGGUAUUCCUACUUUUAUCUUUUAGAUUCCGCGCAGUAACCCGUUCGUAUUACCGAGGAGCAGCUGGUGCUCUCAUGGUGUACGAUGUGACAAGGCGAUCGACGUACAAUCACUUAAGUUCGUGGCUAGCUGAUGCUAAAAACUUGACAAAUCCAAAUACGGUUAUCUUUUUAAUUGGAAACAAAUCCGAUAUGGACGCCCAACGAGAUGUAACAUACGAAGAAGCGAAAGCAUUUGCUGAUGAAAAUGGGUUAUUGUUCAUGGAGUGCUCGGCUAAAACGUAAGAAAACUUGAAUUCAGUUACAGUAGUAUAUUAUAAGUCAAUAGUUUCUAUUCUUAUUUUUCUUUUAAUAUUAAUUUUUGAGAAGAGUUUUGUUGUAAAACACUUAAAAUGUAAUGUUGAUCAUGUUUUACAAGGAAAGUGUCAAUAGGUGUACCUAACGCCCAGACAUGUGAUACAGCUCAAAAAAAUUCUGUGAUCGUCCUGAUUAAGAAUCCGUUUUCAAAAGUUGCUAAAUUUUUGUUUCGACCGAGUUAUGGUCGUUUAAAGUUUGCACUGUUUUCCUAUAAAUUUUUCAAAACGGCCAUGAAGAGAAACGAACGAAAAGAGAAGCGUGAUCAGGUGGCCGAAUGGAUAAAGCGUUAUCCUUCGGUGACGCUGCCGCAGGUUCGAAUCUCACUGCGUGCGAACUCUUUUUGCUUUUUAUCAGAUUAUAAAAAGUGCUCCAAAAGCACCACUAAGGUCACAAUAAACUUUUAUAAUUUUAGGGUACUAGAUUUUUUAACGUUAUUUGUCAAUAAAUUGCAUAAUAAUGUUUUAUGUUCUAAAAACACAAAGUAAUAAUUUAAAAAUUUUUGAAGAUAUUUUACUUAUUUAAAUCAAAGGUAUUUUAGUACUUUUUAAAAAUAAAAAUUAUUUUUUGAUUUAUUAUAUGACUAUACAUAGGUUAUCACUUGGAAUAUGUGUAUAACUUAUAUUUUUUGAAAAUAUUUUCAAAAACAAAACUUUUUUAGAAUAAUUAAGCUAUAGUGUAACUUUAGUGGUGCUUUUGGAGCACUUUUUAUAAUCAGACAAAAAGUAAAAAAGAGUUUGCACGCAGUGAGAUUCGAACCUGCGGCAGCGUCACCGAAGGAUAACGCUUUAUCCAUUCGGCCACCUGAUCACGCUUCUCUUUUCGUUCGUUUCUCUUCAUGACCGUUUCGAGAAAUUUAUAGGAAAACAGUGCAAACUUUAAACGACCAUAACUCGGUCGAAACAAAAAUUUAGCAAUUUUUGAAAACGGAUUCUCAAUCAGGACGAUCACAGAAUUUUUUUGAGCUGUAUCACAUGUCUGGGCGUUAGGUACACCUUUUGACACUUUCCUUGUUAGUAUUGUCUAUAAAGAUUUUAUAUAAUGUAGGUAAAAUACGUUGAAAUGUGCGUGUACAUGAGGAUGGAUUAGAAAGUAUUGCUUAAUUUGUGUUUACGUUUUUAUUAUUUUUAUGUUUCAGAGGAGAAAACGUUGAAGACGCAUUCUUAGAAACGGCCAAGAGAAUCUUCCAAAACAUUCAAGACGGAAGGUAAGUAAUUUUGUUUAUUUGAUUGAAAAUUUAGGUGACAUAGCGAUAAUAUUAAUGAUUUGAUGAAAGCUGGUCUGUACGAGAAGAUCAAAAAGUUAUGCUGUUUUCGGACUAAAAAAUGUUUUAAACUUUUAACGAGGGAGGCAAGCAGGUUUGAACAUCGGACAGGGCAUUGACGGUUUUCUUUAUUUUCCUUCCUUUCUGAAUAUACUUGCCCGGUACAGGGUAUUUCAGUGGCCCUGCCUUGUGUUCAAUCCAGAGUAACCUUUUGAAGAUUUUAAUGAUUUUUGGAUUUUAUGGUUAAGUAAAUGGGCAAAAAAAUUAGUUUACAUUUCUAUAGUUUAAUUUUUUGAUUUUUUAUUGGAAUUUUGAUUUGUAUUUUAGAUUUUUUACGAGGCUUAAGACUAGAAAAACAUCUUUCAAGCCGAAUAAAUUAUAUAUCCGCUUCGAAAGUCUUUUUUAUAAAAUAAAAUUUCAGCCUGGAUCUAAACCAAGCCGACACUGGAGUUCAGCCUAAGCAACAACUAACUGCUCGGAAUGGAAACACGCCUCAAGGAGAAAACAAACAGUGCAAUUGUUAG